AUGCAGACAGUUCCCAGUCUCGUUGGGACUGGCACUGCCAUUGCUGCUGCUGCCAGUGGUUUAGUGUUUGGCCAGCCCGCCGAUACCAACCUCUGCCGCGGGCUUUCGACAACCACUUGCUCAGUCGCAGGAGGCCAUAAGAGGACGACAUCAUCAUCAGCAGGCCGAGCGCAGUCUCCGCACUCGCCGUCCCCUUCGAGGGCCCAUACUCUCCCUCCUCGCCGACCCGCUUCCAGCUCUGCCGUGCCACCAUCAGUCUCCUCCGAGCUUCGUGGUACCGCCAUCUCUGUUCACCAAAAGACGAGACCGCCGCUUUCUCGCCGCCAACGUCCUCAAAACUCGCAACCCUCUGCCUCGAAUACUUCCCGCAGACGACUGUCGCUCCUGUCUGGACACGGAAAUUCCGCGCCCGCCGCUUCGAUCCUGGAAGACUCCGGCGAAUCCGUCACCUCCACAGGCUCUUGGUUGAGACGGCUGUCUAUUCGUCCAUUGUCCCAGCACGGCAGCUCUGGUUCCAGUGUAUUGGCCGGCGGCUCACCCUCCAUUGCCCUUUCGUAUGGAUCAACUGCCCCCAUCUUGUCACCAUCUGGAGCCGUUUCCAAGCCCUUGCCCCCCAACAAGCUGGUGAAACGGUCGCUGUCCAGACGCAAUAUCCCGGAGGAAUCCACGCGACGCAGAUCAAAGGGCCACCUGCCGAGUCUUCGGCGGCCUGCCACCAGUCACCAGAGAUCGGCGGAUUUGCAGCGGUUCCGGGCCGACAUUGAUGUUGCAGGUGCCAAUCCGUAUCCCAAGUACUCGUUUGACGAGCCAAUCCGCCCCGAAGAGUUGCUUGGUGCGUCGCCGAUAGAGGAACUGGACCGCCGUCCACCACGCGCCGAAGCUGCGGAACGGACCACCUGGACGUCCUUCUUCCACUCCAAAGCCGGCGACCUCGUCAGAAGUUGCAGCUACCACGGUCGACGGGUGGCCAAUGGGGAGCUGGCGUCGCCUGCAAAGAACUCGACCUGCAGACGGAUACAUCCAAGCAGAAACCCAUCUCCAAGCGUUGGCGCCCAUCUGAUCAAGCCUCGAAUGGUAUCUGACGGCUCCGCGGCCCCAUUCCGCCUGGAACAAGAGGAGCCUCGCAGGCCAGUCAAGGCUCACCGAGGUUGCAUGGAUGCAGCAGCAGCAGCACCAUCCCCGGACAUGGCUCCCGAAGGAGCCCCCGCGCACGCCCGCCCCAGAAGGUCAUUUUCUUCCACUUUUUCUCACUCGGCCGACUGGGCACCGAAAACGCCAGGAAGCCUGCGCCGAACCAAACGGGGCGGUGGUAGCCAAGGCGAGAGCGGCGAGUCCAAGCAGCGGCGGCACGUGUCAGCGCCAGCCAGAGCCCUGCCGCCACCAGCUGUGGGCCGCGCCGAUGAAACGACCAACCCACCACCACCACCACCGAUGGCCCCAGUCCGCCAGGGGUCGUCGUCGCUGGAUAUGACGGCGACUUUGCUUAUUCCGGCGCCCAAAAGAAGCGCGUCCUCCCCGCUGCCCCCGCCCUCCAAACCCGCGGGUGCUGCUGCUGCUGCUGCUGCUGCUGCUGCUGCUGCUGCUGCUGCUCGCGCCGAUUUGCCCAAACGAAGUCGUCCCCCCGCCGGCGGACGGGCAACCCACCCACCACGGCCUAACCAGCCGUCAGGAAGCUCGACAAGUUCUGCCAGCGUCGCCAUGUCACAGCGACGAGGCUCCCACUACGAAAGAAUCUCGGCCCUGGACAGCUCGGACGGGGAUGGACGCGAGCCCAUAUCCGGAGACGAGGAUGACACGGACUUUAAGAGUGACACGCUCUUUGAUUCCGUGCGAAGCAUAGGAGGCAGGGUAAGAGUUGUUGAGACGCCACUCGAGUCGGUGUGUGAUGAUUCGCCGCCAAGCCCCGGAUGCAACAAGAGAUCUAAACGUCCCUCCAUUCAAGAGAUGUUGGACCAUGCAUGGGACGAGGACGGCAAAAUCGUCGAGGAAGACGACAAGUCUUGGACACUGGCGGUUGGGGCGGCACAUCGGUCCGUCAUCAACCAUGGGGGGCGCAAUUCGCGAGAGGAUCCCGUGUUUAUGCUGGGGCCAUUGUUGCAUGAGCAUGCCGACAUGACUACACUUUGUUUGGACGGCGAGGGCUUUGAUGAAGAUUGGACCCGAAACGAAGAUGACGCACCCGUCAAUGCCUUGUCACCACCUUCAAAAGGCAAUUCCCUUGGCCUUGGCACCAUCAACAACAACGCCAACGCCAACGCCAACGCCAACACCAACAGCAAGCCAAAUGUUCGGCUUGCGCUGGCCACCCUCGGCAGCAAUCCGACGCCGUGCGCCAAGUCUGUCUCUCCGCAGGCUGAAAGGUCACUGGGCAGCCUUUUUGACUGGAGCGAGCAGCCUGCACAUGACAUGCAGGACUCGGCUGGCGGAUCGCUCCGGCCCAAAACGUCGUACGCCAAGCAACACACCUCGAGGGGAGGGCGUUCCGUCAGCCGAAAAGGUCCAAUGCCCACGCACGUUCGAAGCCAGAGCGUGCCUGUCGUGCAAGAAGACGCUCAGGACCCGAAGCCGACGGGUCCGAAAUACGGCACAUGGGGUCUCGGCACAAAGACUGUCAGCGAGGACUGGGACGAGGACUUUGAAUUUGGCGGCAGCGACAAGGGACUGGAUGGGAAGGCUGUCGGCGACUUGUUCGCCGUGCCCGAGUCCAUACAAGCGUCCCAGCCUAGCGUCAAGGCCCAUUCUGGCCAAAUACGGGAACUGUCGCUGCUCGUCAACGACCUCAAGCGACUGUGUCGCCAUGGUCGAGAGCUCAACAUCCUGAGCGGUGACCAGGGACCGUUUUGGAAAGAAGCCGAGGGCAUCAUCGCCUUGGCUUCGCCAGAUGAGGAAGCCACGAAUGAAGACGGUCAGUCUGGCUCAUCCGUGUACAUGGAUGCGUGCGAAGCCUCAAGCCCUCUGAUGAUGCAGGACGAGUGCGACAGCCCGCCAUAUGAAAUGCUGGACGCAGUUGCUGUUGUUGUUGGACGCAACGAGCCAGCAGUGUCGAGGACAGGUGUCGUUCGUGAGCGUCAGUCGCCUCGACGACGGUCCGUGUUUUGUCCAGACGACGACAUUUUUGGUGCCAACUGGCCCUUGACGGAUGAAGGUCCUCGUCCCACGAACCGAGCGAGCCGACCGCGAACACCAGCAUCGCAGCCGGACAAAGACCAAGACAUCAAUAUCGCGGUUCGGUCAGUGAUGGAGACGGUGCAAGGUCGGCCCGCGACCGUGGCGAGCGAAGCAGGCGGGCAGGAAUGUCGAAAGAACUACAAUGGCACGAGCAGGAUGCACUUUGACACCAAUAGCCUCCGAGACCUGGUCAAGAGAGCCGGAGAACUGCGCGACAUGCUGUCGGAUGUGGUAAGAAGGGCUGAGCAGCUGACGCAAAGCCCGGUUGCCAGCCCCCGCCAUGAAAAGCGCUUAGAUUCCAGCCCUGCCUUUACGCGAGUGUUUGACGACCCAGGAUCCAGCCCGCCUCGACGGCUGGGGAAGACCCGCGGCGGCGGUGCAGCUGAUCGUCCUUCACCCGACAACUCGCCUGCCUCGAGCAUAAGUCGCCGAGUUCACUUGAUGACAGUCAGCUAG
This is a messenger RNA of Ustilaginoidea virens, 3624 nucleotides long. RefSeq lists its product as uncharacterized. Gene Ontology annotation, biological process: regulation of mitotic cytokinesis. NCBI's taxonomy places the organism in Eukaryota, Fungi, Ascomycota, Sordariomycetes, Hypocreales, Clavicipitaceae. Gene Ontology annotation, molecular function: GTPase activator activity. The transcript is spliced from 2 exons. The record is from RefSeq and is a predicted model, not a curated record. Bases 1 to 3624 code for a protein of 1207 amino acids.